This is a messenger RNA of Salvia splendens (bonfire salvia), 3300 nucleotides long. RefSeq names its product carbonyl reductase [NADPH] 1. NCBI's taxonomy places the organism in Eukaryota, Viridiplantae, Streptophyta, Magnoliopsida, Lamiales, Lamiaceae. Gene Ontology annotation, molecular function: oxidoreductase activity, acting on the CH-OH group of donors, NAD or NADP as acceptor. The transcript is spliced from 5 exons. Bases 1892 to 2944 code for a protein of 350 amino acids. Gene Ontology annotation, cellular component: membrane. The record is from RefSeq and is a predicted model, not a curated record.
UCGUUUUGUGUUUCUGUGAAUACUCCGCCGCUCCGCCUCCUCCUUCUCUCAAACUCAAACCCCAAAUCUUUCCACCUCUCCAUCACCAAGCCGUCGCCCCUCCACGCCGUCAGAGAGAGAGAGCUCCCGGCCCGUUGCCCCUCAGUCCUCACGCUUCACGCCGUCGCCCCCCCCCCCCUCAGCUUCACGCCUUCGUCUUCACGGCUCCAGCUCCAGGAGAAAAUGGAGAUGGGCCUUGAGAUGGACUCUGUAGAAGGGUCACCACUUCUUAAUACCCUAAGACUAGAUGAAACAAAACCUGCUUAUGUAAUUUUCAUUUUAAUACAAUGACGGAUCCAGGAGUUAAAUAUCGUGGGGUCGGAAAAAAAUUGAGUAUAAUAGUAAAAUAAUUAAUUUUUAAAAAUAUUUUUAAUUUAAGUAUUUAUAUUUUGGAAAUGACCUAAUGUUAUCUAUAAUAUCAAAAAUUUAGAAAAUUAAAAUAAUUCAAAUAUGUAUAAUAAGGUUGAAAUGUUAAAUUAUAUUGUAAAAAAUUUAGAAAAAAAUAAAGAAAUAUCACUGUAUAUUAGUAUCAUUAUUCAAGUACGUGUUUAAUUUAAAUAAAUUAAUUAGUGGAAAUAUCAAUAAAGUAUUUUAUAUGUUAAAUUGAUUAAAUGGUUAAAUUGUUUAAAAGUGAAGUUAGGCCAAUAUCAAUACAUUUUUGCUUGAUUAAUUUGAAAUACUACAAAUAAAGAAAUACAGUAAAAUUUUAAAGUUUAUUUAUAAAAUUUGAAAUACCACUAGAUCACUAGAGUAGGAAUGUGUCAAUUUUUCAUGGUGCCACCUAUUUUCUUCUAUUUAAAUUUAUAGGAAUAGUAAUCCCUCUCUCCUCACCACAACAAGCACGUAUCUCUGAAAACAAAUCUGAAAAGGCCUCUCUGCCUCUUUCAUUCUCGCCUUCUUGGUCGCCGCCUCCAUUGCCGCGAUGCUGCUGCCGGAUUUCAGACACGACUGCCACAGCGUAGUUCCUCCUCAUCUCUUGCUCACCUCAUCAUCAAUUCUCUAUGUUGGGUAAAGGGGCGAUGGGACGGAAGCAGCAGUCCGGGGGCGAUGGUGGGGUCGGCCGACCCCACCUGGAUCCGCCGCUGUUUUAAUAUAUGCAGGAUAAGGAAUGACUAAAAACCUAGACCUCUUUUGGACGCUCAAUGAAAGAUGGUUAAUCUCUCGUACAACAGACCAAAUACGACUAAGAACCAGAUAUAAGGAAUUGUAUCAACAAGAUCUAUACAAAUUUACACUAACUCAAGGUUGUUUCAAGAUCAUGUACACCAACACACAAGUUAGUAUAAAUAAAAACAAGGUAAAACUAAAUGAGGUAUGAAGAAUGGUAGAACUCGAACUAAAACCACGAUUGCCGCACAAACAAAUUUCACACAUGAAAAACCAUUUUUACCGAAGAUCACAAGGGAAAACGGUUCAAAUAGCCAAAACGAAACCCUGGAUCGCGUCGACUAUCAUUAUCAAACCGUCAGUUUAACACCACAAAGAAGACCUCACAGGAAACACCCUAGAACAUUCGAACUCUCACUUAUCGGCUGACAUAACGAUGAACCCAAGGGUAACCCGCUAGGAGAUUCCAAAAUGAGGUCGCGCAGAGAAUCAAAGGAAUUGUUCGAAGACGAAGCAAAUCACUCAUAAAUGAAGAGAGAGAAAAUUAGCUAGAGUGCCCAAAUAAGAGUAGGAGAGAGUUUAUGGAAUGAAUGCAUGGUUGUGAGUGAGGAUAAAGAGUGAAUCCAUGUGGAGCAACAGGAACCGGUCAUCAAGCAAUCCGGAGAUGUCUAAAGUAGUGGGCCAUAUAUUUCACAAUAUUACCACGUCCACGUGGCUUGUGAGUGUUCAAACAUGAGACCCGAGUAUGAUGGCUCCCCUCCAACUUUGCCGGGAAAACAAAACAAAUACUCACCUCAUUUCUGGUAGUUACGAACAACACAAAAUCACAGAAAACGAGAAUCUAAUCUAUUCUAUUAUGGAUAAAAAAGAAAAGGCAAAAGAGAAAAAGGAAAAGAGGCGCCAAGAGAUCUCUCUCCUCCGUACCAUCCCUUACACCGAUCAUCAAAGAUGGUGGACCUCGGAAACGAUAGCUGUGGUGACCGGUGCAAAUAGGGGGAUCGGAUUUGAGAUAGUGCGCCAGCUCGCGUUGCACGAGAUCACAGUCAUCCUCACAUCACGAGAGACGGGCGUUGGACAAGAAGCGGCAAAGGUCUUGCAAGAAGGAGGUUUGAAUGUAGUGUUUCACCAACUAGACAUCACAGACCCUCCAUCAAUCCAAUCAUUUGUUCAAUGGCUCAAGCAAGAAUAUGAUGGUGUAGAUAUAUUGAUUAACAAUGCUGGAGUGAAUUACAAUGCUGGAUCAGACAACUCUGUGGAAAAAGCUGAUCAAGUUAUCCAGACAAACUAUUUUGGCACCAAAAACAUGAUCAAGGCAAUGGUUCCUCUUAUGAGGCCUUCCGAGCCAGGUGGUCGGAUCAUUAAUGUCAGUUCCAAAUUGGGAAGGCUCAGCGGGAGAAGAAAUAGAAUUGAAAAUGCGGAAGUAAGAAAAAAGCUUGAAAACGAGGAGUUGCUGUCUGAGGAGUUGAUUGAUGGAGUGAUGGAUACAUUCUUGAAACAAGUGAAUGAUGGGAGUUGGAAAGAAGGUGGAUGGCCUAAUGUGUUUACAGACUACUCUUUGUCGAAACUGGCGGUUAACACGUACACAAGGCUGAUGGCGAGGGAGUUUGCUAGUCGACCAGAAGGGCAGAAGAUAUACAUCAAUUGCUACUGCCCUGGGUGGGUGAGGACCGCUAUGACUAGCUGGGCUGGACAUAUUAGUAUCGAGGAAGGAGCUGACACAGCCGUGUGGCUUGCCCUGCUUCCUGAUCAGUUUGUGACUGGCAAGUUCUUCUCCGAGAGGCAGGAGAUCAACUUCUGAGGUACAUGUUGGGGUUGUGUGAACUACAUUUCUGUUGCACCGGCUCCCGCGUUUCGUUAGUAUUCGGGGAAACAAGGCAUGGAGCAUUGAUGGUAUAUAUGUCUGUUUGUGUUUAAAAAAAAGGAAAUUUGCACUGAUUUGCAUUAUGGGAAGAGUUCGGAGAUGAAACGAGAGCAGCAUUGUACAUCUGCGUCGUUUCUGUCUGUUCUACUAUUGGAACUGGUUUGCUUUUGCUUUCGGAAUAUGAUACAAGAACAGCAGUCAUUUACAACAAGAAAAGUGGAUUUUUGGGUAGCUUUUUAUUUUUUUUUGGUUUUGAUACUAAGAUUUAGUUUUGCAAGUGAUAGAAAUUUAUG